AUGGCUCAUAUAGGCUGCAACAGAAGCCAAAGGAUUGUAAUUGGUAUUUGUGAUGGACCCAGGUUGGCUAAGAAGCAGAUUGUAGUAGAUAACAUUAAGACUAAUCUAUCUAAGACUCUUAUAGAAGACUCUAACGGUCCUUCAAUUGUUGACGAAAAACUAGAAGCCAUUAUUAUGAGUAUGAAAACGCAACUAGGCGGGCUAGCUGUCAACAAGAAGAGAGGCGAAAAAGGUUUAUCCCAAUUUAAGGUUGAAGUUGUUGAUCUAGUAUCUGAAGAAGGAACAACAACUGAAGAGAAGCUGAGUUCUUCUACCCUGAGGAGGCGCAAAGCAGAAAAGAUUGAGAAAGAUUAA
This is a messenger RNA of Impatiens glandulifera, 354 nucleotides long. Its product is annotated as phosphopantetheine adenylyltransferase-like. The record is from RefSeq and is a predicted model, not a curated record. Lineage: Eukaryota; Viridiplantae; Streptophyta; Magnoliopsida; Ericales; Balsaminaceae. The transcript has 5 exons. The coding region runs from base 1 to 354 and encodes 117 amino acids.